Messenger RNA from Eptesicus fuscus (big brown bat), 963 nucleotides. Its product is annotated as olfactory receptor 51F2-like. The record is from RefSeq and is a predicted model, not a curated record. The transcript has a single exon. The coding region runs from base 19 to 963 and encodes 314 amino acids. Gene Ontology annotation, biological process: G protein-coupled receptor signaling pathway. Lineage: Eukaryota; Metazoa; Chordata; Mammalia; Chiroptera; Vespertilionidae. Gene Ontology annotation, cellular component: membrane. Gene Ontology annotation, molecular function: olfactory receptor activity; G protein-coupled receptor activity.
CUACUUCCUUCACUCAUCAUGCCAUCCUUCAAUCAGAGCAUCUUCCAGCCUGCAGUUUUCUUCCUUACGGGCAUCCCUGGUUUUGAAACUUACCAUGCCUGGAUCUCCAUCCCAUUCUGUUGUCUUUAUACCAUUGCCAUCUCUGGGAAUGGAAUGAUCUUGUUUGUCAUCAUCACUGAGUCAAGUCUUCAUGAACCCAUGUACUAUUUCCUUUCUAUGCUAUCCUUCACGGACCUAGGAUUGUGCCUUUCCACAUUGGUCACCAUACUGGGUAUUUUCUGGUUUAAUGCUCGAGAAAUCAGCUUCGAUGCCUGCAUUGGCCAAAUGUUCUUUAUCCAUGGUUUCACGUUCAUGGAGUCUUCAGUACUCCUGGCAAUGGCCUUUGACCGCUUCAUUGCCAUCUGUAACCCAUUGAGAUAUGCCACAAUCUUAACCAACUCAAGGAUCAUCAAAGUGGGCUUUGUAAUAGUUAUUAGGGGAACAACAGCUCUAGUGCCUUUACUUCUGCUCCUUAAGCGUCUGUCCUUCUGCCAUAGUCAUGUUCUGCACCAUUCAUAUUGUUUCCACCCAGAUGUGAUGAAGCUUUCGUGCACAGACACCAAGAUCAACAGUGCAUUUGGCCUGUCCAUUGUUGUCUCUACUGCUGGCUUAGACUCCGUCUUGAUCCUCCUCUCCUAUGUUCUGAUAAUCCACUCUGUGCUCAGCAUUGCCUCCCCAGAGGAAAGGAAAAAGGCCUUUGGAACCUGUGUCUCACACAUAGGUGCUGUUGCCAUUUUCUACAUCCCCAUGAUCAGCUUGUCACUGGUGCAUAGAUUUGGGAAGCACGCCCCUCCCCUUGUGCAUACUCUCAUUGCCAAUGUUUAUCUACUUAUCCCUCCUGUAAUGAAUCCCAUAAUCUACAGUGUAAAGACCAAGCAAAUUCGUAAGGCUGUGCUCAAAAUAUUUCUUUCUAAGAUAAUUUAG